GAAAGAAGUAUCCAGAUCAGGACCGAACAAUCGAUCAGUUGAACGCCCAUACCUUUGAAUACCACUUCACACUAGCCUCUUCAUCUUCAUUGCGCAAUUGUCUCGAACACUUGAUCACCUUUGACUUCUCGUACAAACCAAUUUUUUUUACGUCUCAUAUCAUCAAACCUCAUCUUAACAAGCCUUCCUCCGCCCUCAUCAGGCUCGUGCGUUGGAGCUUUCGCGCACGCCCGAUGCACGUUCACAACACUGAGCGCCAUCACAAUGCUCUCCUCCAUCCAUACACCAAUCUGCAUCCGCACAACAACUUUUGAUGCAGAUCAAUCAAAACCUCUCUUCCAAGGCACUCUCAGCACCACUCAUGCCUUUCCCGCCCAAACCAAUCCACUCUCCAAACUAGUCAGUCGCGUUUACCCCUCGCGUCCCUCGCGCAUAUCAUCUGCUACCCUCGAAUGCUACAUCACGUCAGUCUAAACCAAGCGAUUGUCCCUUGAUGCUCGAGUUGCGUGUGCCAUGACCAAGUUUACUAGCGCUGCGCUGCGCUCGCAAGCACAGCCCAUCAGUAGCUACUUCGUAGGGUUGGGUGACAAGGACGAGGGCACUAGAUCAUGAAUGCAUCAAUUACUAACAAAAAAGUCUGCAACGUAUGGACGAGCAAGUCAGAAGGUUCGCAAAGGGAGAGAUCGUAGUGCUCGCAGCAUACUAGAAGAGCGCGCGCGCACAUCGCUCAGGCAACCUUCUUCUUUUUGCUUCCGCUCACGGCUC
Molecule: messenger RNA, 765 nt
Organism: Ceraceosorus bombacis
Lineage: Eukaryota; Fungi; Basidiomycota; Exobasidiomycetes; Ceraceosorales; Ceraceosoraceae
Source: the annotation of a GenBank genome assembly